AGCAUGCUCUUCCUUGGCAAAUUUAUAGUUUUCCAGACAAUGUUGUAGGCCUUCAAUGAGUCUCUUCCAAAAGAGAAUGUUCAUAAUUCCCUUAACGAGUUCGUAGAUAUCUUUUGUGUCGCAAAACAAUGUUUGAUCUUUGUAGGAGCUGUAGAACUGGAUGAUACUGUUGGUAGGUGAUGAAUAUAUAACCAUACAUAAUAUAUUGUAUGGUCAUGCGGUCCCCAUAGUUUAAUGAGUGUAUUGCACGAAAUGUCGUAAUCAAUCACCACUAAAAUUGUGGUCUCUUUGCAAUGCAUAACCUUUUUUAUUACCUACCAACCAUUUGGGAAGGUAUUUUCUUUGGAACAGUGGUCAAAACUUUUCUAGCCUGUUGUUUUUAAACAUGAAAAAGACAUUUACCAAAUGGAAAGGACACGUCAAAGAUAAAGAAGACUAAAGGAGAAAAAAUCUCUUAUUGUGCGGCUCGAAAAAGAAGACUAGUUCUCAUAAAAAGACAAAAAAAAGAAAAAAAAAACUAGUAUUUAAUUUCGAAUUCUCUUCUCUGUAAAUUUUAUUGAUUUAGGGUUUGUUUGAUAACCUUUUUUAUUUUUUUUAUUUUUUGUGCUAAAGUAUUAAGGAAUAUGAGAGUGAGAAUGAAGAUAAGAUUGAGAGAAAUGAUAUAAGAAGGAGAAGUAACAAAAAUGAAAAUAAAAACUAAAAAGGUGAAAUUUAUUUGAAAUUAUUUUCACUCUUACUUCCUUCCCAUCCUCUCCUCUCAUUAUGGUUAUCAAAUGGGAUUGUUCGUAUUUUUUUUCAUAAAGGAAGAAAGAGAGAGAGAAUGAGAGAUUAUUAGUAGCAAGCAAGUCAUAUAUACGUAGAAAAAUGCUAAGUUUAUCACAUUUUUCAUAGCACAUGAUGAAGAAUGUGAUAUCGCAUUACUCAUAUACAUAUAAGAGCCAAGUGCAAGCACAGAGCUACACACCCACAGAGACAUAGCGAUGGAGGCAGCUAUAGUUUUAUACCCAUCACCACCAAUAGGCCACUUGGUCGCCAUGGUAGAGCUUGGCCAGCUCAUUCUCACUCGCCAUCCUUCUCUCAGCAUCCACAUCCUCAUCACCACCCCGCCCUACAGAGCCGAUGACACCGCCAAAUAUAUUGCCUCCGUCUCCACCACCAACCCCUCCCUCAUCUUCCACCACCUCUCCACCGUCUCUCUCCCUCCCUCCCUCACUUCCUCCUCCAACCACGAAUCCCUAACCUUGGAAAUCCUCCGCCUUAACAACCCCAACGUGCGCCAAGCCCUCCUCUCCAUCUCCACCAACUUCUCCGUCCGUGCUUUUGUCCUGGACUUCUUCUGCGCUAUCGGGCUCUCUGUCGCUGCCGACCUCAACAUCCCCGGCUACUUCUUCUUCACCUCUGGCGCUGCCUGCCUCGCCUCCUUCCUCUACUUCCCCACUCUCCACACCACCACCGACAAGAGCUUCAAAGAUCUCAACGCCCUUAUCGGCAUCCCAGGAGUGACGCCGGUGCCUUCCUCUGAUAUGGCAAAGCCAAUUCUUGAUCGCAACGACGUGGCGUAUCAAUGUUUCCUAGAGAACUCAAGGCAAUUCCCCAAAUCAGCUGGGAUUAUCAUAAACACGUAUGAAUCUCUGGAGCCCAGAGCCAUCAGAGCAAUCUCCGAUGGGCUGUGCUUGCCAGAAAAUGUUACCACGCCGCCAAUCUACUGCAUAGGACCGUUAAUUAUUGCUCACAAUAAAAAAGGUGGCGGCGGCGAUGAUGUGUCUGAGUGUUUGACUUGGCUUGAUUCACAACCAAGCGGAAGCGUGGUGUUCCUCUGUUUCGGAAGCUUGGGAUUGUUUUCAAAAAAGCAGUUGCAGGAGAUAGCCAUUGGGUUGGAGAGGAGCGGGCAGAGGUUUCUGUGGGUGGUCCGCAACCCGCCUGCUGAAAACAACACCGGCGUUGCCAUCACGGAGCAACCGGACCCGGAGUUGGAGUCUCUGCUUCCGGAUGGGUUCUUGGGUAGGACCAAGAACAGGGGGCUGGUGGUGAAGUCGUGGGCCCCACAAGUGGCGGUGUUGAAUCACGAGUCAGUAGGCGGGUUCGUGUGUCACUGCGGGUGGAACUCGGUGUUGGAGGCGGUAUGUGCUGGGGUGCCGAUUGUGGCUUGGCCGCUGUACGCGGAGCAGAGAUUUAAUAGGAUCGUUCUGGUGGAGGAGAUCAAGAUUGCAUUGACGAUGGACGAGUCAGAGGACGGGUUUGUGAGUUGUGAUGUGGUGGAGAGGCGAGUUAGAGAGUUGAUGGACUCGGAGGAAGGCGACUCAGUGAGGAAGCGGACCAAGGCUCUGCAGCGGGAAGCCCAUGCUGCACUGAGUGAGGGCGGGUCGUCUCGGGUCGCGUUAACGGAACUGUUUGAAAAAUGGAACCAAUUGGGCUAGAAAGUUCAGUUCAGAUAGAUAUGAAUAUGAUCCGUUACACCCUCUCUUUAGCCUUAUCUCUUGUUGUAAAGCCCUCGUGAUUCAUGACGGGUGGGGUGGGUGUGUCGCAUUCAACAUGACUUCCAGCUCCAGGGAGGAAUGUAACUCUGCUGCUGAUAUGCUUGGUUUUAUUGGGAUCUCCGAGAUUCUGAGUCUCCAUCUUUGGGACUCUCCCCAUGUUGCUGUGAGACAAUUAAUGUUUAAUGAUUUGUCUAGGGUUUUUACCCGUAGAUCUGUUGUUCAGUGUUUCUGUUGGGCUUUAAGCCUCCUUGUUACCAGAAAAAAAAAACAAAAAAAAACAGGUUUUGUUCAAUUACACAAUUUGUGUUCAUGAGA
Molecule: messenger RNA, 2792 nt
Organism: Prunus persica (peach)
Lineage: Eukaryota; Viridiplantae; Streptophyta; Magnoliopsida; Rosales; Rosaceae
Product: UDP-glycosyltransferase 88A1
Exons: 1
Coding region: 981-2417 (478 amino acids)
Molecular function (GO): UDP-glycosyltransferase activity
Source: RefSeq, a predicted model, not a curated record